Pan troglodytes (chimpanzee) is the source of this 668-nucleotide messenger RNA. RefSeq names its product putative high mobility group protein B1-like 1. Gene Ontology annotation, cellular component: nucleus. The record is from RefSeq and is a predicted model, not a curated record. Gene Ontology annotation, molecular function: DNA binding. Gene Ontology annotation, biological process: regulation of transcription by RNA polymerase II. Lineage: Eukaryota; Metazoa; Chordata; Mammalia; Primates; Hominidae.
CGACUCUGUGCCUCACUGAGGAAAAAUAACUAAACAUGGGCAAAGGAGAUCCUAAGAAGCCGAGAGGCAAUGUGUCAUCAUAUGCAUUUUUUGUGCAAACUUGUCGGGAGGAGCAUAAGAAGAAGCACCCAGAUGCUUCAGUCAACUUCUCAGAGUUUUCUAAGAAGUGCUCAGAGAGGUGGAAGACCAUGUCUGCUAAAGAGAAAGGAAAAUUUGAGGAUAUGGCAAAGGCGGACAAGACCCAUUAUGAAAAAAUGAAAACCUAUAUCCCUCCCAAAGGGGAGACAAAAAAGAAGUUCAAGGAUCCCAAUGCACCCAAGAGGCCUCCUUUGGCCUUCUUCCUGUUCUGCUCUGAGUAUCACCCAAAAAUCAAAGGAGAACAUCCUGGCCUGUCCAUUGGUGACGUUGCGAAGAAACUGGGAGAGAUGUGGAAUAACACUGCCGCAGAUGACAAGCAGCCUGGUGAAAAGAAGGCUGCGAAGCUGAAGGAAAAAUACGAAAAGGAUAUUGCUGCAUAUCAAGCUAAAGGAAAGCCUGAGGCAGCAAAAAAGGGAGUUGUCAAAGCUGAAAAAAGCAAGAAAAAGAAGGAAGAGGAGGAAGAUGAGGAAGAUGAAGAGGAUGAGGAGGAGGAAGAUGAAGAUGAUGAUGAAUAAGUUGGUUCUAGCGCA